GACACGUGGUGAUCGUUGAAAGUGAAACUGAAAAGCAGACAGGUCUUCACGGCGAUCAGAGAAAUAGUUGUGAUGUUUUAGCGGACGUCUGCAGCAUGGAGUUUAUCAAAGACAUCAUUAUCAUCAUUGAUGAAGCUGAUUACAAAGACCAUGGAAAAUUAAGAAAGAUUCUUCAAGCUUACAGUCCUGAGAAAAACGGUUCCUGCUACAAAGUGAGGGGAACAUAUGAGGAACUAGAAAACCUUUCAAUCACACUGUCAGCGGUGAGGCAUUGUUCCAUUCCUGCCACACAUGGACUCACCUGUCAGCAGGGUGAACAGGCUUCAACUCAUGUCAAAUCAGUGGAUGUAUCUGGGGUUGUUAUGGCCUACAUUAAGCAAAAAUGUGCAAAAGCACUUGGCAAAAUUCUGGGGAACAAUUUUGUCAUUGAAACACAGCCUCAUCAGAGCAGCCUUAUCAGAACAGUGCACAAUAACCCUACCAGCACAGUACAAGUAACUGUCAGACAACACCAUGUCUCCACAUACCAUGUUCCUGCUGACUGUGUCAGACAACGAUUCAUCACAUUCUACCAGAGAACUGCCUCCGACCUGCAGGUCACAUCUGUCCCUGUGGGUUCACAUGACCACAAAGAGCUGCAGAGGAGAUUUCCACACCUCCUUUUUAAACCCAGCCACAAGAAAUAUGAAGUAACAGUGACCGGGCCUUUUGUGCACACUGCCAGAUUAAAAGAGUUUCUUUUACAAAAUACACCGAGCUCAAGCAAGAGUCAAGUGCACAGAGGUCCAGCUGUCUCUCCAAAGAGAAGUAACUCAGGUCCUUCACCCACACACAGCAAAGAUUCUGAAGAUGAAUCAUGUCCAAUCUGUAUGGAACCAAUAGUAACAACAGACAAGGAGACUCUGCGAUGCAAACACUCAUUCUGCAGACACUGUCUGAAAACAGCUUUUGACUACAAGCCGGUCUGCCCUACAUGUGGAGAGUUAUACGGCCUUUUGACAGGGACACAACCAGAUGGGGGCAGAAUGGAUGUCACCCAAAACUCUUCAUCUUUGCCUGGAUAUGAGAGAUAUGGAACAAUAAUCAUCCAUUAUACUAUUCCAAGUGGCAUCCAAAAGGUGGACCAUCCUAACCCUGGUCAGCCAUAUGAAGGUGCAUCUCGUACAGCCUACCUGCCAGACUCCUCAGAGGGCAGGAGGAUCCUAAAACUACUGAGGCAAGCCUUUGAUCAGAGACUCAUCUUCACUGUUGGUCGCUCCACCACCAGUGGCAGGAACAAUGCUGUCACAUGGAAUGAUAUUCACCACAAAACUUCGACACAUGGAGGACCAACUCACUAUGGAUACCCAGAUCCUGAUUAUCUCAAACGAGUUCAAGAUGAGCUGAAAGUCAAGGGAAUUGAAUGAGUCACAUUAAGGUUUGACAUUUGCUAAGAUGACGUUUUAAAGAGACUAAAUAACAUGACCAUCUCAAAAAGUUAGGGACAAACACCAUCACAUUUUCAAAUGCACACACUUUUAAAUGUAAGGCAUUAUGCCAUAGUGGACUACAAACCAGGAGGGAUAAUGGAAUUUUAAUGUAAUUUUAUGUACUAUAAUUAGUCAACCAUACAAAGAUGUAUUUUUCUGUUUUCUUUAACCAUUCUAUUUUUGUUAAUGGGUAUUCUUCUUGGAUUAUUGUUUGCUGACUCAUUUUGUUAUUUAUGUUCAGAUAAUGUGACAAUAAAAAAUCUCUGCAACUAGCUAAACUAACU
Messenger RNA from Thunnus maccoyii (southern bluefin tuna), 1753 nucleotides. RefSeq names its product E3 ubiquitin-protein ligase DTX3L-like. Bases 96 to 1406 code for a protein of 436 amino acids. Gene Ontology annotation, biological process: Notch signaling pathway; protein ubiquitination. The record is from RefSeq and is a predicted model, not a curated record. Lineage: Eukaryota; Metazoa; Chordata; Actinopteri; Scombriformes; Scombridae. The transcript has 4 exons.